AUGCCUUCCCAUCUCUCUGUACUCGCAGCCAUCGGUGGCCUGCUCACGUUUGGACAUGCCCAGAAUUCGUCAGCCCCUUCGGCCUCAAGCACAUCGACGUACUCGCAACCCAAUGUACCGACUGGGGUCCCGAUUUCAGGCGACUACGAUGAGCCGCUUCGACCUCAAGUGCAUUUCAGCCCGCCUGCUGGGUUCAUGAAUGAUCCAAACGGCAUGUACGUCUCGGACGGGGUGUAUCAUUUGUAUUAUCAGUACAACCCGACCGAGAACAUUGCAGGAAACCAACACUGGGGCCACGCGACUAGUAAAGACCUGUACACAUGGACAAAUCAGCCCAUCGCCAUCUUCCCCGGUGGUCCAACCGAGGGCGUUUUCUCCGGAUCUGCCGUCAUCGAUCACAACAACACCAGCGGCUUCUUCCCGAAUCAGACCAACGGCGUAGUUGCGAUCUACACCAUCAAUGUUCCCGAGAACCAGACCCAGCACAUUGCCUACUCCCACGACAACGGAUACUCUUUCACCAAGUACGAGAAUAACCCCGUCAUCGUUCCCGGUGGAACCAACCCCACUCAAUUCCGUGACCCGAAAGUCAUCUGGUACGAGCCUGCUGAGAGCUGGGUCAUGGUCGUGGCUUACCCCAUCGACUUCAAGAUCGGCAUCUUCACAAGCCCUAACUUGAUCGACUGGACUCCCACCAGCAACUUCUCCAGCUACGGUAUCACCGGUCUGCAGUACGAGUGCCCGAACAUGGUUGAGAUGCGUGUGCAGAACUCCACUAGCGACGAGUCCAAGUAUGUUAUGUUGAUUUCCAUCAACCCUGGAGCUCCUCUCGGCGGAUCUAUCACGGAGUACUUCGUCGGUAACUUCAACGGCACGCAUUUCGAAGCUGAUGACGCCCGAACACGCCUCACGGAUUUCGCCAAGGACAACUACGCCGGUCAGUUCUUCUACGGUGUUCCCGCCGACGAAGAUCAGAUUACGCUUAACUGGGCGAGCAACUGGCAGUACACCAACGUCGUUCCCACUGCUGGUGAGGAAGUCGGCGAUGGCUUCCGUAGCGUCAUGACUGUACCCAGAGGCCAUUACCUCAAAGAUCUGCCCCGCCAGGGUCUGUCUUUGAUUUCGUACCCCUCCAACAUCAUGUCAAUUGUCGAAGAGGAGCUCGCUUCCACUGAAAUCACCAGUAACGGCACUGCCUUCGUAGAUUACUCCACCGUCGAGUCGGGCGCACUUUACUUUGAAGUCAAUGUCACUGGACUCACUGGCGGUCCUUCGCUCGCGGGAUCUAUUAGCUUCACCUUCCAGUCUUCGGUUUCCGGCGAGUCGAUCUCAGGUGGAACCUUCCUCUCAUCUGGCGAUGUUUGGCUGGACCGCGGAAAGACUGAGGCUUUCCAGAGCCCUUACUUCAACGACAAGUUCACUGCCACCGGUCUUUACGACGAUAGACAGGGCUCAUGGAAGAUCUCGGGUAUCAUCGACAGGAGCAUUAUUGAGGUCUUUCUGAACGAAGGCGAGCUUGGUGCGACCGCAGUCUUCUUCCCUACGCAACCGCUCGACACGAUGAUGCUGAGGGUGGCGGGCUUGAACGAAACAGUAACCGCCAGUGUUGGUGUGUGGUCUUUGAAGGCUGCUUGGUUAAACCAGGCCGAUGCCAAUGGCACAGUUUCCGGUAACACGACCGAGGGUAGCAGCGCAAUGCUAGGCUCUGCAAAGCUCUUCUAA
Molecule: messenger RNA, 1722 nt
Organism: Alternaria infectoria
Lineage: Eukaryota; Fungi; Ascomycota; Dothideomycetes; Pleosporales; Pleosporaceae
Exons: 1
Coding region: 1-1722 (573 amino acids)
Biological process (GO): sucrose catabolic process
Cellular component (GO): fungal-type vacuole
Molecular function (GO): sucrose alpha-glucosidase activity
Source: RefSeq, a predicted model, not a curated record